Molecule: messenger RNA, 2593 nt
Organism: Corticium candelabrum
Lineage: Eukaryota; Metazoa; Porifera; Homoscleromorpha; Homosclerophorida; Plakinidae
Product: double-stranded RNA-specific editase 1-like
Exons: 1
Coding region: 179-2233 (684 amino acids)
Biological process (GO): adenosine to inosine editing; RNA processing
Cellular component (GO): nucleolus; cytoplasm
Molecular function (GO): tRNA-specific adenosine deaminase activity; double-stranded RNA adenosine deaminase activity; double-stranded RNA binding
Source: RefSeq, a predicted model, not a curated record
UCCCUGAUUCUAACGGUAACCCUAAUCCUAACUCUAGGAGCGAGAAGGUUUCAACUUAGCGUGCUAGCUCCCCCAGAGGUCAGAGAAAAUACCCUGUACGUAUACAGUACACUAAAUUGAUUUGCAGUAUUGCAAUACGCUAGGCGCAUUUCCUUAAAGUACGUUAGUGUUUAUCAACAUGGCGGCUGACCUUAGCCAGCGUGUUCUUGAUCUGAUGACACGCACCGGGAGAGCCAUGACAACGCUAGAAAUUGCGAAGAACAUCGGUUUAACAACGAAGAAAGAAGUGAACCCGACAGUGUACGGCAUGGAGCGUCAAGGCAUCAUAAAACGCGUGCAGAUGAGCCCUCCAACGUGGGAACUCACUCAAAUGUCAAGCAAUCAACCAGGCCCAUCAACACCAUUCACUCCAAUGCAUCGACAGCCGUCAAAGAGGCCGUCGUUUGGAGCAGAAGAGGCACUUCCGGAUAGAGUGGUCAAAUUGCUACAUGAGAGAGGCGCACCCAUGCAGGCGUUGCAGAUAUCCAAGGCUGUUGGUCUGGUGACGGUCAAAGAUAUCAAUCCGACUUUAUACAAACUGCAGAGGGACGGAGUUUUAGAUCGAAUUCAGAUAUCUCCACCGACUUGGAAACUGAAAGUCGAUGGAAAUGAAGCGAUGGGUAGAUAUCAAUAUGAAUCUGCGGGUAAACGAGCUCGAGUGUUAUCAUCAGAUUUUGAUGAGUCUGUCGAAAUGUCUCAUGCGAGUGUGCGAUCCCCGCCUGUCGGUCAAAUGCAGUCGCAUUCGUCUGGAUAUCAACAGUCAUCGUCAUCGGCUGAGCAAGUUGUGCAGUCCAUCAACGUGCUGGAAAAGAAUCCGAUCUCUGUGAUUCACGAAUUUGGCCAGAAGAAUAAACUCCAAAUGAAGACAGAAUUUCGAGAGCAGGGAACUCCACAGAACAAAUCGUUUCUCUGUAUUCUCCACGUAGGAAACCAGAAUUUCUCGGGACACGCGAGAGCAAAGAAAGACGCUCGUCUUCAGGCGGCCGAAUUGGCAUGUCAAGUGCUUGUCCAUCAACCAGCGAGUGCAACAGUUUCUUAUGAUUGCGACGAGUUUGACGGCAUCGAUUCGCAUGGAGAUCGUAUGGCGUCGUUAUGUCACGACAAACUGACCGAAUUGCUGGCGUUACCCGAGUGUGCGGCCAUUCAGACUGGAAGGAAGGUGGUGGCUGCAUUUAUCAUCGUGUUUCCGGAAGCCGCUCCGCGUGUCGUCUCUCUCGGUAGUGGCACACGAAUCGUGGGUGGCGAUGCUCUCAGUCUCACCGGAACGACCGUCAACGAUUGCCAUGCGGAGAUCAUAGCGCGACGUGCUCUGAGACAAUUUUUAUUCAAAGAGAUCGAAUUGUAUCAGAGCGGUGCAGAGAGUCAGAUCUUUGAACAAGGAGAGUCCCACCUUCUCAAAGUAAAACCGGACGUCGAAUUCCAUCUUUACAUCAGCACGGCACCGUGUGGCGACGGAGCGAUAUUCUGUCAUUCCGAUCCGAGCAAUGCGGACAACGUUCUUGACGAUUGCACCGAACAUCGUCCGGUGUUCGACAACAAAUCGAGUGGCCAACUGCGAACAAAAGUCGAGGACGGGGAGGGAACGAUUCCGAUUCCUGACGACACGCAGCUGACGUGGGACGGAAUCCAGAGGGGUGAACGGGUACGUACAAUGUCAUGCAGUGAUAAGAUCGCUCGCUGGAAUUUCCUUGGAUUACAAGGAGCUUUACUAACUCAGUUCAUACAACCAGUUUACUUAUCGUCUCUCACUAUCGGCGCUCUGUACAAACACGGCCACCUUUCAAGAGCCGUCUGCUGCAGGAUGAGAGAACUCGCGUCUCUCCCACCACUCUACCACGUCAAUCAUCCACGACUCACGACCGUCAGCCAAUCAGACAAACUCACACGUUCGACACAGAAAACGUCGUCAUCCAGCAUGAAUUGGUAUGCAGGGACAACAAACGUUGAGAUACUCGAUGCGAUGAAAGGCAAGAGAUUAGACGGCUCCGUCUCUCGUCUCUCCAAGUCGACCGUUUUUGCCACGUUUGCUCAAGUCUGCGGCAGCGUCAUCAACAUGGAAGUCCCAGCGACGUAUCGUGACGCCAAACAGAAUGCAGUCAGAUAUCAAGCCGCUAAGAGUGCAUUGUACACGUACCUGGCAGAUGCAGGAUACGGAAAAUGGAUGCAGAAACCCGUAGAACAAGAACAGUUUUGACUCUUUAGUGUGACUGAGUGCAGAUGCUUAGCUGUGAUGUAUUGUAUUCGUUAAUGUUUGUAAUUGUAUUGCAAACAAAUGGUUGGCAGAUGUCAUUUUAGUGUGUUUUAUCAAACUUUUUAAUACCAAUAGGAACAGCUUCAGUGCGCAGUAAUUUAUGUUAUAUAAUGUUAAUUAAUUGUUGCUAACAAAACUCGCCUGCUGAUAUAUACAUACAUACAUACAUACAUACAUACAUACAUACGUACAGUACAUACAUACAUAUAUACAUAUAUAUAAGUGAAUGGUGAAUCGCAGGCUAAAGAAACGUUCUUUACUACUUAUGAAAAUGUUCAGAUAGACACUGACAUAAACGUUGCU